Molecule: messenger RNA, 2585 nt
Organism: Petromyzon marinus (sea lamprey)
Lineage: Eukaryota; Metazoa; Chordata; Hyperoartia; Petromyzontiformes; Petromyzontidae
Source: RefSeq, a predicted model, not a curated record
ACCCAACACAAACCAAUGGCGGCGCGCGCCUCCAACCGCGUUGCCAUGGAGACGCGGCGGGGUGGGGGGGACGCCGGAGCAGAGGCGGCGAUGGCGUCGCGGGGCUCAGCGACAGUGGACGACGCCGUGGCCGGCUGCGGCCCUCUGGUCGCGCGUCCCCGGGGCCCCGCGGCUCCCCGGGCCCUGGAGCAGGAGCUCGGGGCGCUGCUGGGGUCCGUGAGGCGGGAGCCGGGCGGCGGGUCCCGAGGCGAGACGGGGCCGAGACGCUCGAAUAUGCUGUUUGCCAUAUGGAAUAAGUACGAACAUAAAAUCUCAACUGAAUUAUUCCGAAACAAGCUUCUCAGCACCGGGGAUAUACUGGUGGAAUUAAAGAACCAUAAGAUGGCGUUGAAUCUGUGUUACGGACGAUACCUCCAGUACAUCUACCCUUCUCUUCAUGACAUCGGCAACUUAAACGAACUGAUGGCUCGCUUCUUCCCACGAGAAUUCGGUGACAGCGACUGUGUACUUACGGCACGUGCAUUGCUGGGUUUCUGCACGUGCCAGUUUGCUUUACUGGUGGCAGGUGGUGGUGGCGGCGAGAUGAAGCGCGGGUGCCUACAGCUGCUGUUCCUGCUGCGCCUCCUCACACAGGCACUGCUGCAGGACGAGAAACUUUGUUGGCUCCUCUACAAUGGCACCGUUCAUAUAUACACCAUUAGCAGACACCUCAUGGAGCAUGGCCAUUCUGCAAAGGUAGAGUCCUUAGAAAUGCUAUACUAUUUCGAUGGAUUUGUACCUCGUUUAUUCAUAACAGUCCUGUCGGAGCACUGAGCUGGCAGCACGACUUAGAUCCUUGAUUCGAAUCUAAGCAGCCGCCCAUAAUUAAAUUGGAAUCCCGAGAAUAUUGAGUUGACGAUUUCAGCCCAGUCACCAAUGGCUUUACAAUACAUCCUUCUAGAGAACUCGAUUUUCAUUUCCGCGUUUCUGAGCUAUGAGUACAAAUCAUUCUGUGACCUCUGGUUUCCUCCCACACACAAACUUAUUACCGUAAUUGGCCAAGUACUCUAAUGUAGAAUGUUUCAGGAAAAAUAUGGACUCUUUUUGAGGCGUUUCUGGAUAAACAAGGGCUAUAAUACUCUUUGGUUCUUUCGGUAACGUCACGUAAGUUUAAAAUAAAAUAAUUCCCGACGUUUUGAUCGCAACACAAGCGGUCGUCCUCAGGCGGAAAAUAAUAAUCCAGCAGUGGAACUAGAUGGAUUAUAUAUAGCAGUUGAACUAGAUGGAUUAUAUAUAACAGUGGAACUAGAUGGAUUAUAUUUUUUCCACCUGAGGACGACCGCUUGUGUUGCGAUCAAAACGUCUGGAAUUAUUUUAUUUUAUACCUACGUGACUUUACCGAAAGAACCAAAGAGUAUGGACUCCUGCAGUCACGAAAGCUUCAAAUCAAGAUUUAAUGGCUAUAAUUUUUGAUUUAUAACAUCAAUUUAACCAGGAAAGCCUCACUUUGUCUCAACACCAUUUAUUCGGAGGUUCCUGCUGAGGUUCACAGUAGACAUUGAUGAUUGCUAUGUGUUUUCCAUGUUGAGUAAUUUGAAGGUAAUUUUACUAAUUUGGACCCUGACGUUGGCACACAUGGCCUACUCUUUUUCAAAGGAUAUGUAACGUCCAUUGUAAGGCAGACAAAUGGUUAAUGCACCCACAGUAUUAACCAGGACUUGAAUCGCAAACCUCUGCAACAAGCGACAUGCGCUGUCACAUUGGCCUCGCAACCGCUCCAUAGAUUGUAAUUGUGGGUUUGUGAUCAGGGCCGGAUUAAGGCGUGGGGGCUUUAGGGGCUGGAGCCCAGGGGCCUCCGCCAGCUGGAGGGCCUCCAGAGAUUAAGUCAAACGUUAUUUCAUUUGUAAAUGCUGAAGUUUAUUUGUUGUUAUCCUUGUAAAAAUGUUUUUCUUUAACUUUGUUUUCCUUUUGAAAAUAUUACCGGGGGCAUCACAGUACCUGCCCCCAGGGGCCUACACAAUCUUAAUCUGGCCCUCUUUGUGAUAUAUUCCAAAUAAAUUCCAGGUUGAUAUUAUAUUGAGGAUGUGCCUGGGUACGAUAAGUAAUAUUAAAGGAGCUGAUAAUAAUAAUUAUUAUUAUUUACUAUGUAACAAAUAAAGAUUGAUUGAUUGAGAAUGGAAUCAUUGGGAGAUGACCACGUGGCCCAGAGAUCAGAGCGUUUUUUUGUUACCGCUGAGACUAAACCGUGUUCUCAAGUGUAGUGAGUCUCAUCCCAGUCACCACUGAUAUCGUACAAAACUAAUUUCGUAAAAAAAAUUGUUCUGGAUUUAAUUUGGUACAUUAAAAAUAUCGAUUUGUCUGUUACGCUUCAAAUAUGAGACUGUCUGCACCCCGGGUUUGGGUGAGAAAGUGCUGCCCCCUACUGUGUGGACCAGAGAAUCCCAGUGGUUGUUUUGUGAUAGCCCCUUGUGUGGGCUAUUCUCAAACACGAAGUGCUGCAAGAGAUUCUAACUGAUGCUUGGUUUCUUUCACGACAUGACACCAAUAGCACAGAUGGUAUAUGUGUGUGGAAAAAAUGUAUAAAAUGUGUCUGUCCGGCGUGCUGU